AUGGCAGUGUCCACCGCCUUAUCCAUAGCCGGUGCUGGUGCCGGCGCUCGCUUCUCCGGCGAGUUUCAGCAACUGUGUCAUAUGGAAGCUAGGCUAUUUCAAAAACCCAGAAAGCAUGCUGAGUGGUUGUGCUUUUAUAGGCACCGAUUGCCUCAUUAUUACAAGUGCUUUUGUCAAGAAAUCAGAACCGAGAAAUUGAGUUUCAACAAAAGUUUGGCUCUACGCAAAGAUUCUGAUGAUAGCUUUCUCUCGAAUGUAGAAGAUACAGAUGAGAUGUUUGAUGACUUAUUCAAUAAAUAUGGAGAGGUGGUCUUUAGGAGCAAUGACACAAAACCUCCUACUGCAGAGGUUGAUGAUGAUGCUGAAAGCUUGUCAUUUGCUGUCGAAAUGGCCAAGGUUGCAAGUGAUGUUAAGGCUUCAGAUAUAAGGGUCCUCUUUGUAAAGCCUCUUGUGUACUGGACUAGAUUUUUUAUCAUUGCAACAGCAUUUUCACGUCCUCAGAUUGACGCUAUCAAAGAUCUUGCUGAAAAGAAGUAUGGAAAAGUUCCAUCGGGGGACUCAAAACCCAACUCAUGGACCCUGUUGGACUUUGGUAAGUUCUUGAAUGACAACCCACUGAAAAUAAGUUUGCUCGAGGACCUGAAAGCUUUUAACCGUGUCCACAUGGCUGUGGUGUUUGGUUGGCAAACGAAGCAAGUUUCACCUCUGCCUGUUUCUGGUUUGCUCGGUAGACGUGCAGAGGCAGGAGGAUUGAAUAGAAACUUCUAUGGGCAGUGGGCACUCCUUGCUGAAGACAUUCCUUCACUAAUUUGUAAUGGAUCAAGAGGGGGUGUAUCGACAUCCUUCAAGUAUCUCUUCUGGCUUCUGUUCCUUCAAACUGUACUCGAAGCAGUAGAUGGAUCAUGUAUCUGUGAAAGCCAAGUGCUUUUGUUAACAGCAAAAAUUGAAUGUAUUACCAUCCAUAGUUGCAGUUUUUACUCUUCGAGGUAG
Dovyalis caffra is the source of this 990-nucleotide messenger RNA. NCBI's taxonomy places the organism in Eukaryota, Viridiplantae, Streptophyta, Magnoliopsida, Malpighiales, Salicaceae. The record is from the annotation of a GenBank genome assembly.